UACGCAGUGAUUGCCGUGGCGUACAAUAAAAUAUGGGUCAAUUGUGUGGUCGAGAUUUGGAUAAUUUUAUUUUAGAAGACACCAUUUUCUUUCACCUGUCAGCAGAGCACAUUUUAAUUGCGUGACACAAGGGGGGAGGCGUGGUAUGUGUUUUAGGUUUUGUGGGAUUGGAUGAAUGGUAUCGCCGGGAGAGCAGGAAGUGAAGAUAACUGGAACAGCAGCAUGGCGUCUGAGGAAGGGAAGGGUAACCUGGCUCUCGUUCAGCACAUCGUGUUGGUUUUGUCAGGGAAAGGAGGGGUAGGGAAGAGCACAAUCACCACCGAGCUUGCCCUGGCAUUGAGGCACGCAGGGAAGAAGGUGGGGAUCCUGGAUGUGGAUCUGUGCGGCCCCAGUAUCCCCCACAUGCUGAAUGUGCGCAGUAAACACGUCCACCAGUGUGACGCGGGUUGGGUCCCUGUGUACGCAAACCCCGAGCAGACCAUCGCUGUCAUGUCAAUUGGCUUCCUGCUAGAGAACCCUGAUGAUGCUGUAGUCUGGAGGGGACCCAAGAAAACAGCCCUCAUUAAGCAGUUUGUGUCGGACGUGGCGUGGGGGGAGCUGGAUUACCUAAUCGUAGACACUCCCCCAGGCACCUCCGAUGAGCACCUGGCCGUGGUGGAGAGUCUCCGAGGGCAUGGUGUGGAGGGGGCGGUGCUGGUCACCACACCUCAGGCAGUUUCAACCGGGGAUGUGAGACGUGAAAUCACAUUCUGUAAGAAGACUGGCUUACGAAUCCUGGGGAUCGUAGAGAAUAUGAGUGGGUUUGCCUGUCCACACUGUUCUGAAUGUACAAAUAUAUUUUCCAAAGGCGGAGGAGAGGAGCUGGCCAAACAGACAGGAGUCCCCUUUCUAGGGUGUGUGCCUUUGGACCCUCAGCUCAGCUCCAGUUUAGAAGAAGGCGGAGAUUUCAUCCAGGCUUUCCCGCUGAGUGCUACCUUCAGUGCCAUUAACGAGAUUGCCCAGAAAGUGAUGAGCGGAGCUGCUGGGAGACGAUGAGGAACCACCGGGCUGCGCUGAUCGUCAGGAGGGGCUGAUUCCACAAGAAAUAACUUUCCACAUCGACCUUCAUGCUUUUAAAAUGAAAUGUUUGAUGUAACAUGCAGUUUUGAAAGAAGCACAUGUUGAGACCUGGGUAUAUAAUGGAGGUACAAAACAGAUUUAUCAUAUUAUUGUGUUAGGUCCAAUUACUUUACAUAUGUCUCACUUUAUACAGAACUGCUGAUCCUUUUAAUUUGCUAUUGAUAUUCUUCAGUUAUUAUAAAAUUAUUAGAAUGCUUCGUCAAUCUGCCUUUUUGUCUGACGUGCAUUUUGGGUUCAUGUUGACAUUUCUUUAACCACGGGAAAAGCAAAAAUCAUGUUAUUAAAUGUAUACAAUAAACCAAAAA
Molecule: messenger RNA, 1424 nt
Organism: Acipenser ruthenus (sterlet)
Lineage: Eukaryota; Metazoa; Chordata; Actinopteri; Acipenseriformes; Acipenseridae
Gene: nubp2
Product: nucleotide binding protein 2 (MinD homolog, E. coli)
Exons: 7
Coding region: 172-1035 (287 amino acids)
Biological process (GO): iron-sulfur cluster assembly
Cellular component (GO): cytosol
Molecular function (GO): ATP-dependent FeS chaperone activity; ATP binding; 4 iron, 4 sulfur cluster binding
Source: RefSeq, a predicted model, not a curated record